AUGGCACGAGUCUACGCCGACGUCAACGCCAACAUGCCGCGGUCAUACUGGGACUACGACUCUGUCGCGAUAUCGUGGGGCGUUCUAGAGAACUACGAAAUCGUCCGAAAGAUCGGAAGAGGAAAGUACUCGGAAGUGUUCGAAGGCAUCAACAUUGUCAACUACCAGAAAUGCGUCAUCAAGGUCCUGAAGCCCGUCAAGAAGAAGAAGAUAAAGCGUGAAAUCAAGAUCUUACAAAACCUCUCCGGGGGUCCGAAUAUUGUGGCCCUGUUGGACGUGGUGCGAGACAGCCAGAGCAAGACUCCGUCGCUGAUUUUCGAGAACGUCGACAACACCGAUUUCAGGACCCUCUACCCACGGUUCGUGGAUUUCGAUGUGCGCUACUAUAUUUUCGAGCUGCUCAAGGCCCUGGAUUUCUGCCAUUCCAAGGGCAUCAUGCAUCGAGACGUCAAGCCGCAUAACGUUAUGAUCGACCAUGCGAAAAGAAAGCUUCGACUGAUCGACUGGGGUCUCGCCGAAUUCUACCAUUCAGGCACAGAAUACAACGUCCGCGUCGCAUCCCGCUACUUCAAGGGCCCCGAGCUCCUGGUCGACUACCAGGAGUACGACUACUCCCUCGAUAUGUGGUCCUUGGGCGCCAUGUUCGCCUCGAUGAUCUUCCGAAAAGAGCCCUUCUUCCACGGCAAUUCCAACUCGGAUCAACUGGUAAAGAUUGCCAAGGUCCUCGGCACGGACGACCUGUUCGAAUACCUUGAUCGCUAUGACAUUGAGCUGGACGCGCAGUACGACGACAUACUAAGCCGGUUUCCGAAGAAGCCGUGGCAGAGCUUUGUCAAUGCCGAUAAUCAGCGCUUCGUGAGUCCCGAGGCUAUUGACUUUCUCGACAAGUUGUUGCGAUAUGACCAUCAGGAACGUCUUACUGCUCAAGAAGCCAUGGCCCAUCCGUACUUUGCACCUGUGAGGACGCAAGCAGCUCAACAGCAGAAUUCUCAGAACCACGUUUCUUGA
Cladophialophora yegresii CBS 114405 is the source of this 1008-nucleotide messenger RNA. RefSeq names its product CMGC/CK2 protein kinase. Gene Ontology annotation, cellular component: nucleus; cytosol; protein kinase CK2 complex. The coding region runs from base 1 to 1008 and encodes 335 amino acids. Gene Ontology annotation, molecular function: ATP binding; protein serine/threonine kinase activity. The transcript has 4 exons. NCBI's taxonomy places the organism in Eukaryota, Fungi, Ascomycota, Eurotiomycetes, Chaetothyriales, Herpotrichiellaceae. Gene Ontology annotation, biological process: DNA damage response; regulation of transcription by RNA polymerase I; regulation of transcription by RNA polymerase III. The record is from RefSeq and is a predicted model, not a curated record.